AUGCCAGGCACAAGAUUUCAGUCAGCUGUGCCUACAAGAGUCUGCCAGCAGGCCCUACUCUCAGGCAAUGAUGUUGUCCUGCAGUGUGACCAUCUCAAGGCACGCUGGUACUUCUCUUCCAUUCUGGGGGAGGAUCUCUUGUUGCUCUCCUCAGUGCCUAACAUAAAGAAACUGCCUGGGGGCAGCCUCCAAUUGACCAACCCUCAGCUCUCCCAGACAGGCCUCUAUCACUGUGAGGACAAUGACAGUGCCCUCGUGGUAGAGUAUGAGAUUGAUUUCCAAGAUGUCACUACCCUACACAUUACGCACAGAGGCCUGGGCCAAAAGCCCCUGCAGAAUGAGACCCUGAGUCUGGGUGGCAAGGAGCUCAUCUUCACCCACUGGGAUCCCAGGCAGGACUGUAACCGCCGUGGGGAGCCAGGUGAGCGCAAACGCCUGGGGUACUGCUACAUCGAGGAGCCCCUGGAAAAACCCAUGCCCUGUUGGCUCUAUCUGCAAGAGAGAAGAUACCAUCAGUGGCGUGUGGACGCUCACACGAACGAGAGGUGCAGACACUUGGGAUCGCAUGAGCGGAGGCUGCCAGAUUCUGAGAAUCAUAGCUUCCGGGCCUCAUUUCCCGACGGCCGCUGUGGCAGUGCCCUGUCCCCGCCCCCUACCCCGCCCCCGCCCCUGGGCUUCCCCCUCCACCGCUUCCUCCCUCCAGAGGCGAGCGAGCGGUAG
Globicephala melas (long-finned pilot whale) is the source of this 720-nucleotide messenger RNA. RefSeq names its product family with sequence similarity 187 member B (gene FAM187B). The record is from RefSeq and is a predicted model, not a curated record. Lineage: Eukaryota; Metazoa; Chordata; Mammalia; Artiodactyla; Delphinidae.